AUGGGGCCCCCGGGCAAUAGGGGAUCAUGGGGCCCCUGUGUCCUUGCUCAAACUCAAAAAUGCCUAUAAAAAAGGUACCAGGGGCAUCUCAUGGGGCCCCUACUGACCCCGGGCCCUCGGUCAGUGCCCGAGUUUUCAAAUGGUCAGUCCGCCCCUGGUUACAUGAGACUGCUAGAUAACAUUGCCAUUACAGCCCCUUUACAAACCAAUGCUGCACAAAGGGGGAAAAUCCCUGCCAGGUCUUUAUUGCUAUCUGUGUCCCCCUGUUGGAGAUUUCUCUCAUUUCCU
This is a messenger RNA of Staurois parvus, 288 nucleotides long. Lineage: Eukaryota; Metazoa; Chordata; Amphibia; Anura; Ranidae. The record is from the annotation of a GenBank genome assembly.